AUGGUAAAUUGUUUUAUAGUGUAAUAGUUGCUGCCGGAAAUUGUGUACAGAAUUGUAAGGAGGACUGUUGUAUUGUGACCUGUUAGUUAUUUUCUUUAAUUAUUGAUGGUGUCAAAGGCAAAGUCUCUCUAGUCUGUUUUCUCUGUUCUUUCCAGUCAGCCUUUUACUGAUUGUCCAGAUACAAUCAGUGAAGAACUAUCAUUAGUGGUUUGUUGCUUAUUUAUUUGCCUUUUUUCAUUACAUCAACGACUCCAUUUGUUGUUGUCUUUAGUUAUUACAUUACUAGAGCUAAAUUCAAUUCCUAUAGCUUGAUUUUAAAGAGAAAAAAAAUGCUCUUGUUAACAUAAUGUGAUACAGUUAUAUGGCACCACUGAGUGCAUUUAAUCUUCUUAAUUGAAAUAUAUCUUUCUCAUGUAUUUUCUGUCACUUUUCUAGUGAGUAAGUCUAAUCUCAGCUUAAGUAUAAUUCACAGGAAGCUUUAGUACAAAUUCUGCCAUUUCGUAAGGAUUUAGUUUAAUGAUUUCUUUUCAAGAUUCAGCCAAUAUAUUGGCCUGCUUAUUGUGCACUGAAAUAUUGUAUUACCACAAUAUUAUAAGGGAUAGAGGUAGGCGAUAGUGCGUGUAGACAUGUUACGGUCUUUAACUUCUAAUUUGAAUUGCUUGAUAGGAGUUAAACUGUCUGGUGAAUAAUGGAAAGAAAUCUUUAAUUCUUGUACAAGACAUCCAUAUAUGCUCUCAGUACACAAUUCAAUUGCAAUUAAUUCAAUUGCAUAACCUAGUCUUUUAGAAAUAGCAUACUUGUUAUAGAAUAUAGUGAGAAUUAAAUGAGAAUCAUUAAUUUUUGUGGCUAGAUGCUGAUACAAUAAUAGUGCACUGUGUGAGGGAAAAACCCCAAAUAUGAUUUUUGUUUCUUUCCUCAUUUAAAUAGUAUAGUAUAAUGUCCUCUGGAAAAUAAUCAAAACAUACAAUUAUCUGGCAAUAUUUUAGGGAGAUAUUUCCAUCAAUCUAUUUAAGAGAGAGAUUAGAAUAAUCUAUAACAAAAAAGUCUGCAUCUCUCUCUCUCUUCCCACUCCAUUUUCCCCUUUCCUGAGCAGGAAGCUACAUGUGCUGUUUUUCACACAACUUUGUAAAGACUGCUUUAAAUAAAAAUAUUUUUAUUUUUCUUACCGUCAUUCAAAACGAAGUGAGUUUUUGGCUUGAUUAGCUUCCUACUGGGCAAAUAUCCACAUUGUUUAAUAACAGUAAUAAUUAAAAAAAAAACACAUAGCCCAGUGUUGAUAUCGGCUAUUAUACCAUUCUUUCAGACACUUCCCAGAGAGCGGCUAGAGCUCACACUGAGAUGUAGAUUAAACCAAUGUUGUCUCCAAAGCCAAGUCUUUUAGAUUUGAGUUUGUACGAUUUGAAUGGAGCAGCCUGAGAAAAAUACCAGGAUUGUGCAUGAGACUUACUACACCUUCAACACCAGGAAAAGAACAGAAUUCCUGUUAUUGUGGUUUACUAGUAUUUUAUCAGCAAGCAGAAAAGAAAUACAGCUUCCAAAUGAAUCAUAUAUAUCCCAAAUUCUGUUGAGAUUUGGCCAGCUAGUUUAGGUAAAAAGAUUACCUUUGUGGUUGGGAAUAUCUGUCAGAUAGCAUUUAUUAUUCCAGAUGCAAUGUUAAAAAAGAGGCGUUUUAGGUCUUACUACAGUCGAUAUCCUAGUAAUGUAAGUCUAAAUGUUAUCACCUAUGCUUUCUACAUUUCUCAUGAUAAAGCCUAUAACAAUAAAUUGAACUGCUGCUCAACUACUGCUGAAAGCUUGCUUCUGUAUAUUUGCCAAACACUGCCUGUAUACCUUGUGAUUUAGGUUAAGGUGCUUGCAUAAUUUGUGUUGGCGUUAUUUAACAUGCUGUAUGUAUUCAAAAAUUAAAGUGAAUUCAAAAUUAAUUAAGCAAAAUUUAAAUUAAUUCAAGCUUGAAAUAUUUCUGUGAGGGCACAGAUCUGAGAAACUGGCCAAAGCCAAAGGAAGGGACACAUAGUAUAGUUAGGUGUGCAGCAUAUUUGGUCUGCAUCCGAAUAAACCUGUCUUUAGAGGUGUUUUAAAUACACAUUGUGUACAAUUCGUACAUGUUCUUUCAGUCGGGAUUGCUGACUUGGCCCUUUGAAACCACAUCUCCCUGUUUCCAUUAACUUGUAUGUGAAGGGAUGAUAAUAUCUGACAAUCAGUGCUAAAACACCAGCAUUGCAGUUCUGCAGCGAUACGGUUUAUGUGUACAGGGGGACGUGCUCCCCUAGAUGCCCUCUCUACAUGAGCUUUCGGUCUUCUGAUCCCCCCAAGGCUGCUCCUCAUGUCUGACCAAUGCUGUGCAAAUUACCUGAGGAUGUGCAUUUUCUGAUAACUUUUCGAGGAAUUAUACUUUUAAAGAAAUGACUUUGCAUGCUUGAAAACAAGCUAGUUUAUCUAGAAUAUUGUUUAUGAUUGUAAAUAAUGUGUGAUUUUUGUCUGUCUCUAAAGUCCGAAAACUUUUGACAAGACCUAUUUCAUCUGUUUAAAAAAAUACAGUUUAAAGUGAACAGUGAAAUGACUAAAUAACAAUUGUGGAUAUUGGUGUCUGGACUGAGAUUUUUUUUUUCUUGAUAUGAGAGGCAUACACACAGUUUGCCCAGUGAUGCUGUCUUCAUCUUUUUAUUGUCAUGCAAGAUAAACCUUGUUUUACCCAAAAUUCCAAAUUUUACUUGGUAAUAACUAGAUGUUGGUUCUGUUAAAUAAUUUGAGUUUUACUCAAAGGCACAGAAGCAAGCAGGUUAUGAUCUUCAGGAAUGAUGCAAAUAAUUUAUCUGAGUCUAAUGCCUUAGUCAUUCUUCUGACUCUGUUUAACUUCGGAGGUAGCUUUAUAGGUAGGCUGUGAAACACGUGGCCCACUACCAGCCCUAAUAGGCACAAAACUGUGUUAGUACUUUCGUUUUGUACUUUUGCCAAGAUCCAUCAAAACAUCGUGAUAACUUUCUUUACACACUUUGUAAUGACUUCUAGGCGUUUUCCUGGAUGCUAUCAGGUGAACAUUAUCAAAAGUUCCUACGAACAAAGAGUGCACUCAAAAGGUAUGUCUUUGCCUGUAACUCAGCAUUAAGGGUCCACAUACCAGAAUCUGAGCAUCUGGAACACAACAGUAUAGAAACUUAAAUGUAGACUAUCCUAGAUGCUAUCCUAGGGAGAAAGAACUACAGUAAUAUUUUGUUACUAGUGACCAUGUGGCCUACACUAUUCAGUAUAAGAGAGGGGGAGAGGUGAAAAUUAUUGAGUAAGUUAAACAUUCAGUAUAAAUGUUCCUCAGAAUUUGGUGAGAGAGAUGAAAAAGUGAUUUUAUGCUACCUAAGAUGAAGCAUCCUUGUUUUUUCGGCCGGCUGGGAAACAAAAAACAGCCAUCUAUGGGCUAACGUUCUCUGAAGAAUGUGCGAUAAAUAGAUACCUCAAAAGAACACUCCACAGGCUCUCAUCAGCUUAGCAAUUUGAGAAGGAGAAGAAUCUUCUUCCAGUUUAAGAAACAGCACCACAGAAGACCAUUUUUUUCUAGUAUGCGUGUUGUUAAAUCCUAGGGAAAUCUAAAUUCAGAUAGGACUUGCUCUGAACAGCCAUGAUGUCCUUGAUAGCGUUUCAGAUCAUCGACAAGGAGAUUAAUCCCUUUGUGGACAAAUGGGAAGAAGAAGGACAGUUCCCAGCGCAUAAAGUAUUUAAAAUCCUAGGACAGGCUGGAUUCCUUGGUGUGGAUAAGCCAACAGAAUAUGGCGGCAUGGGCUUGGACUUCUCAUAUAACAUUGCAGUGGCAGAAGAACUGGGAAAUAUCCGCUGUGGAGGUAUUCCUAUGGCUAUUGGAGUGCAAAUUGGCAUGACUACACCUGCUCUAACAAGGUUUGGUUCAGAUGAGUUGAAAAAACAGUUCCUUGUGCCAACUAUAGCUGGAGAUGCAGUAGCUUGUUUGGGAAUCAGUGAAGUUGGAGCUGGAUCAGAUGUUGCAAAUAUCAAGACAACAGCCAUGAGAAAAGGCGAUGAAUAUGUCAUAAAUGGUGGUAAGAUGUGGAUUACAUCGGGGUGCCAAGCGGACUGGAUGUGCCUGCUCGCAAAUACCAGUAAAGGACCUCCACAUCAAAAUAAAUCUCUCAUAUGUCUGCCAAUGAAUCUGCCUGGCAUUCACAUUGCUAAAAAGAUAGACAAGCUGGGCAUGAGGUCAUCAGACACAGCUCAGAUCUUUUUUGAAGAUGUAAGAGUCCCCAGCAAAAACCUCAUUGGUGAGGAAGGAAUGGGUUUUACAUAUCAGAUGUUGCAAUUCCAAGAAGAGCGGCUGUGGGGAGUAGCCUCUGUCCUGACACCACUGGAAAAUAUAAUACAAGAAACUAUCGAGUACACUCGCCAGCGAAAAGCUUUUGGCCAGUCAAUACUGCAUAACCAAGCAGUGCACUUCCGCCUGGCAGAGCUAGCAACCGAGGUGGAACUCCUUCGCUCUCUGCUGUACCGGACUCUUGCUCUCUAUGUAGAAGGCAAUGAUGUGACUAAAUUCGCUUCCAUGGCUAAGCUAAAGGCAGGUCGUCUGGCCCGUGAGGUGACUGAUAGUUGUCUUCAAUUUUGGGGAGGAAUGGGAUUCACCAGUGAGGUCCUAGUGAGUAGAUUUUACAGAGACUUGAGAUUAUUGUCAAUAGGAGGCGGUACAGAUGAAACCAUGCUUUCUAUCAUAUGCAAAUACAUGGAAACACUUCCAAAAAAGUAGCACAUCUCACCGUUCUUUAAAAUUUAAGAACCCAAGAGCAUGGCUUUUACUACGUACCAAAGGUAACAGGGCAAUACAUGUUUCAAGGGUAAAAUAAUAAAACUUACCAGUAAUUUUGCCAAUGAAAUGCUUGUCAGGGUCUUUGACCAAUAUUGCUUGUUCUACAUUUUCUCCAAUAUCAAAUUUAUGUUGAUGAGAAGCAAACUGAAAGCGUAUGGCCUCCUGCAAGAUUUUUUUUUCCAUUUAGUAGAGUGGUUAGUGCUUUGAAUGAUCUACUGAUCCAUACUAACCACCCAUACUAAGAACCUGUCUUAUUUAGUCAAUAAUAAGAAGCCACCACUUCUUAAACAUACAGCUACAGCUAGAAUUCCCUUAGCAGCCUAAACAAAUUUCAGGGUAAAGCUAUACUAAAUUAUUGAUCUUGAAAGCAAAGUAAGUGAAGUAUUAUGGCACAAAUUAUUCCCUUUGAUAGUCAAGUAAAGAAUAGUAAUUUUGCUCUCAAUAAACUGUACCUUCCACAGCUUCACUUCUAACUAGUAAUCGUCAAACUGAAUUCCUUCAACAGACCUGGGUCAAACAAGUUUCCCUGUCAGAUAGAUAGUAGCAUAGGGAACAGUGAUCCUCACUUUGUUCACUUUGUGUUUGACUUGUACUUUGCUCUGUCAUUUAAGUUUGGUGAUAGGAGCAAGAGUUGAUUUUUGGUUUUAAAGUCUACAAACAACUGUUUAAUUAUAUGUGAAGCUUUUGGAGGCCUGAAUUUCCUCAGUAAGAUUAUCAUGUUUUGUCUGUAAUCAUUCAUGAAAAAUUAAAGAUGUUAAACACGUGAAUAACAAAGUUGCUUGUUAUUGCUUAAACUUAUAUGAGAUGGUGCAAUUUAUAUUAUAUUCUGCAAUUGCUUUAAAGCAGAAGUGUGUAAUAAAUGAAAUAUUUUCAAAAUUAGUGUGACUUGUCACAGAAAAUAUCUCACUGAAAUAUACAUCUAGUAUGAUUAAGCAUCAAUUCUUAACAUGGUCUUUAAAUCUUAUUCUUUAUGUUUACUGGUA
Molecule: messenger RNA, 5781 nt
Organism: Struthio camelus australis
Lineage: Eukaryota; Metazoa; Chordata; Aves; Struthioniformes; Struthionidae
Product: probable acyl-CoA dehydrogenase 6
Biological process (GO): butyrate catabolic process; fatty acid beta-oxidation using acyl-CoA dehydrogenase
Cellular component (GO): cytoplasm; mitochondrion
Molecular function (GO): flavin adenine dinucleotide binding
Source: RefSeq, a predicted model, not a curated record